Molecule: messenger RNA, 585 nt
Organism: Chenopodium quinoa (quinoa)
Lineage: Eukaryota; Viridiplantae; Streptophyta; Magnoliopsida; Caryophyllales; Amaranthaceae
Exons: 2
Coding region: 1-585 (194 amino acids)
Source: RefSeq, a predicted model, not a curated record
AUGGUUGAGAGGUGCUAUAGGGUUGAUGUUGUCAAUGAAGAGCUAGAUCGUUUGGGAAGGGUUAUGAUGAGUCCUCAAGAUCCAAUGAUUGAAGCUCUCACAUGUGAGGAAGAGUACUUCUCUCAAGAAGCAAAGGAGUUUGCCAUGGCCAUUGAAGAAGCCAAAGAGGAGGAAGCAAGUGAUUCUAAGCAUGAUGAGCUAGAAUUUGAGGAGUGUCAAGAGACGAGUUUGGUAUUGAACUGGGAGAAAUGCCACUUUAUGGUCGACGAAGGCAUAGUCCUAGGCCAUAAAGUAUCAAAAAAGGGCAUAGAAGUUGAUUCGGCAAAGGUUUCGGUGAUUGCCAAGUUGCCCCCUCCUACUUCCGUUACUGGAGUAAGAGCCUUUCUAGGGCAUGCCGGUUUUUACUGGAGGUUUAUCAAAAAAUUUUCAUCAAUUGCCAAGCCGUUGACCGAAUUGCUCAAAAAGGAUGUUGUAUUUAGCUUUGAUGAGGCUUGCUUUGAGGCGUUUCAAAAACUCAAGGAAGCCCUAAUCUCCUCUCCUAUUGUGCAAGCUCCGGAUUGGAGCUUUCCCUUUGAACUAAUGUGA